CAAAGUUCAGAAGCAGCGUGUUGGAAGAAGAAGCGAGCAACACAUGCGGAGGACUGGUGUUUCGUUGCUUCUUUAGUUUUCUGUUAUUUUGUUUUAAAGUGUAGUAAGAAUACAAUAGUAUAUGUCAACAAUGACUGAGGGCAAAUCAGAAACUUCGAAAAAGGCAAAGACCUUGCUAGCUCUUAAUCCGAGCGAUGACGCAGAAUUUCAGAAGAAAGUUCAGCAAGUCAAGAAACGAAAGAAAAAGCCUGCAAUGCAGUCCAAGUUGAGUCCUGGCGUGGUGUACGUGGGACACAUCCCUCGGGGGCUGUUUGAGCCACAGCUCAGAGCGUAUUUCGGGCAGUUUGGCACCAUUCUCAGGAUGAGGCUGUCCAGAAGCAAAAAGACUGGCGGAAGCAAAGGUUAUGCCUUCAUAGAGUUCGACUGCGAUGAAGUGGCCAAGAUCGUAGCUGAGACCAUGAACAACUAUCUGAUGGGUGAAAGACUCAUCCAGUGCCACGUCAUGCCUCCGGAGAAGGUCCACGCCAAGCUGUUUAACGGCUGCAACCGCUCCUUCAAGAAGCCCACGGAGCCGGCUGUGGCCCGUUACAACCAGAAGCACGGCGAGGAGCGGCUGGAGAAGACCAAGGAGAGGCUGCUGAGGAAAGAGGACAAGCUCCGCAAGAGGCUGGCGGCGCAGGGCAUCGAAUACGACUUCCCCGGAUUCGCCUCUCAGUUUCCAAAGAAGAAGGCUGCCGCUUCAGGAGAUGCCAACUCCUCAGUCUGUAGUAGUAAUGACGUCACCCCAGUAUGUACGCCUUCGGUCCUGGAGAGGAGAAAGUCAGUAGUGGUGACUGAGGCAGACGAUGAUAAUGAGGUGGUCAUCAAACAGAUGCCCGAGGUCUCAUUUGAGGAGGAGGAGAGCGGCGACGAGGAGGAGUCUGGAUCCGAUGAGGAGGUGGAGGAAGGACUUCCUGGGGAGGAGGAGGAGGCUGGCGAUGAAGAUGGGUCAAAACAGCCCGCGGAAGGCGAAGAGGAGAAACGAGCAUAGGAUUGACUUGGCAGAAAAGACUGAGAUCUCUAAAGUCAAUCCUGGAUGAUACAGUUUCAGAGACUUUUGUACAUAACUAAUUACUUUCCUUACGUGGGGAAAAAAACGGAUGAAUGCAGACUGCCAUUUGGUCUUCAUGUUGUGUAUAAUAAAACACAAAUAUUGUUGUGGCCUUUUAGGGACAUGGCGCUCCCUAGUGGUCUUGAUGGAAAUUGCCAUGGUCUUGAGGGGAACAGUUUCUGCAUGGCAGGCCAAACAUGUGUUGACUGUUGGCCUGUCUGAUUUAAAUAAUGGUUUUUGAUCAUGCAAAUGUAACUGUUCGGAAGCCUUCAAAGCAGUCUGUAUUUAAUAAAAUCACUCUUUGUAUGUAGAGAGGUUUGUCACUUUUUCUGUAAUGUGCCUGUAGGCCUAACAUUAUUGAAAAUGAAGGGUCACCGUGAUUAAAGUUAAGCUUGCUAUACAACGA
Molecule: messenger RNA, 1496 nt
Organism: Engraulis encrasicolus (European anchovy)
Lineage: Eukaryota; Metazoa; Chordata; Actinopteri; Clupeiformes; Engraulidae
Gene: nifk
Product: nucleolar protein interacting with the FHA domain of MKI67
Exons: 6
Coding region: 122-1030 (302 amino acids)
Biological process (GO): maturation of LSU-rRNA from tricistronic rRNA transcript (SSU-rRNA, 5.8S rRNA, LSU-rRNA)
Cellular component (GO): nucleolus
Molecular function (GO): RNA binding
Source: RefSeq, a predicted model, not a curated record